UCUUCCCUUUUAUUCAACCCAACGUGCUUACAUUUUGGUUUAAAGUAGAAUUUUAAUUGUUUUAUUUUCUAAUUUAAUUUGCGUUUGUCAACUUAAUUAAUUAUUCUAUUGUAAAAUGGCUUUAGCUGUACCUCGUGCUCCCGGAUUUACUUCUAUGUUAAAAGAAGGUGCUGGACAAUUGUCUGGAGUUGAAGAAGCUGUGAUUCGCAGUAUUGAAGCUUGUAAUGAAUUUUCUCGCACUUUGAAAACCUCUUAUGGUCCUAGAGGACUUAAUAAGAUGGUUAUUAAUCAUUUAGAGAAACUUUAUGUUACCAAUGAUGCAGCGACAAUUGUCCAACAAUUAGAUGUUCAACAUCCGGCUGCCAAAAUUUUGGUCAUGGCUUCGCAAAUGAUUGAAAAAGAGGUUGGUGAUGCCACUAAUUAUGUUAUCAUGUUUGCAGGAGCUCUGCUGGAAAGGGCUGAAGAACUUAUUAGAAUGGGAUUAAAGCCCAUUGAGAUUAUGGAAGGUUAUGAAAUGGCUGCUGAUUCUGUAAUCAAUGAUAUCCUUCCUAAAUUGGUUGUUGAUACCAUUAAAAAUUUCUAUGAUCUUGAAGAAGUUAAGAAAGGAAUUAGAUCAUCGAUUGCUAGUAAACAAUUUGGUUAUGAAGAUUUUCUUUCUGAAUUAAUAGCCAAAGCUUGUAUUCUUGUUAUGCCUAAGUCAGAAAAUGCUUCAUUCAAUGUGGAUAAUGUUCGUGUCUGUAAAAUACUGGGCUCAGGUGCUACUAAAUCCGAACUGGUUCAAGGAAUGGUUUUUAAGAAAAGCGUUGAAGGUAUUGUUACCUCAGCAAUCGAUGCUAAGGUCGCUGUUUAUACCUGUCCAAUUGAUGUACCUACAACCGAAACAAAGGGAACUGUACUUAUACAAACUGCCCAAGAAUUGACUAAUUUCAGUCGAGGUGAGGAAGUUUUAUUUGAAAAGCAAAUCCAAGAGAUCGCUGAAUCUGGUGCUAAGGUAAUCGUUGCCGGUGGUAAAUUUGGUGACAUGGCUCUUCAUUAUUGUAAUAAAUAUGGACUGAUGGCCGUUCGUCUUCAAUCAAAAUUUGAUGUUCGUCGUUUAUGUAAAACCGUUGGUGCUGUCGCUUUACCUAAAUUACAAGCACCCAAAACCGAAGAGCUUGGCCACUGUGACAAUAUUUACAUUGAUGAAAUUGGUGGUACAUCAGUUGUUAUUUUUAAACAAAAUUCAUCCGAAUCAAAAAUCUCCACCAUCAUAAUCAGAGGUUCUUCUGAUAAUGUUAUGGAUGAUAUUGAAAGAGCCGUUGAUGAUGGUGUCAAUACUUACAAAGCCUUAACCAAAGAUGGCCGGUUAAUUGCUGGAGCUGGAGCUUCAGAUAUUGAGAUGGCUGUUAAAAUCUCUUCUCUCGCUGAAACCUUACCCGGUUUGGAGCAAUACGCUGUCGGUAAAUUUGCCGAAGCUUUGGAAAGUAUUCCUGCCGCUAUCGCUGAAAAUGCUGGAAUUAAAAAUGAGGUAAUUACUAAAUUAAUUGCUGCUCAUGAAUCUGGUGAUGCAAAUGCUGGAAUUGAUCUUACUACCGAUGAUGUCAACACCUUAAACGCUGUUGAAUCAAAGAUUUUUGAUCUUUAUCUGGCUAAAUAUUGGGCAAUCAAGUAUGCAGUUAAUGCUGCAAACACUGUUCUUCAAGUUGAUCAUAUAAUUUGGGCUAAACCCGCCGGUGGACCUAAACCAAGACAAGGAGGAGGUGAUUGGGAUCAAGACUGAGAUUAACACUGAUUGUUUAUCCCUUUUGUUUUCUUCUCUUUCCUUUUGAUAUGAUUUAUCUUAUUACUUUAACUUUCCUCUCUCUCUCUCUCUCACUUUCUCUUCUUUGUAUCACAAAUUCACUGAUGGAUUCUGAAAAUAAACCCGCUUCAAUAUUCUACAACUAAUUUGUAACCAGAUUAACCAAAUUAUCGCUUGAAAUAAAUUAAUCAACAUAAAGAAA
Messenger RNA from Panonychus citri (citrus red mite), 1982 nucleotides. It is a transcript of the gene CCT8, whose product is annotated as T-complex protein 1 subunit theta-like. Gene Ontology annotation, cellular component: chaperonin-containing T-complex. The transcript is spliced from 2 exons. The record is from RefSeq and is a predicted model, not a curated record. Bases 116 to 1759 code for a protein of 547 amino acids. Gene Ontology annotation, molecular function: ATP hydrolysis activity; ATP binding; ATP-dependent protein folding chaperone. Gene Ontology annotation, biological process: protein folding. NCBI's taxonomy places the organism in Eukaryota, Metazoa, Arthropoda, Arachnida, Trombidiformes, Tetranychidae.